UUCUUCUCGUUUCCUCGUCGUUACCACUCGAUCCCCCAAAUCCCACUCCUCUCUAGUGUCCGCAACAGCCGAAAGCUCUCGUCCCAGCACCAGCAACUCCUCCGCUCUCGUCCAUCGCCUGACCCCCUUUGCGUCGGCCUUGACUCUCCUCCACAGCCCCACUUUCUUUCUGCGUUCCACACCGUCGAUUGGUUCUCCCCUCACUUUGUUUUAGUAAUUAUCAGUGGAAGAAUGAUUCGAAUGGAAAAUUAAUUACUUUGUUACUGCGCGGCUUCAUCGGGUUUUAAACGACAAGAUGAUAGAGAUCAUCUCAGCCAUAGGAGAACUAAAUGGUCUUUCUUCGCAAGAGUUGAACAAGUUGCUGAAAGAUUCUGAAAACUUCACUGUUGAAUGCAAGACAGACAAAGGCUUCCUUGAGCAAAUCAAUAUGGAGAAACUUGCAUAUUCUCUACCUUUGCACCUUAUUGCUACACUACUUUCACCUGAAAGGGAGAUGCAAAUGGGGCAUGUGCUCCGUGGUGUUCGUCUUUUGCAUACACUGUCUGAUCUAGCAUCACGCCAUGCUAGGCUUGAGCAGAUUCUACUUGAUGACACAAAGCUAUCUGAGCAAGUUUUGGAUCUGGUACUUUUUAUGCUAAUUAUUCUUGCACGUCACAAAGAGGACAACAGUGUUGGUUCUUCUGCUGUUCUGCACUCAACCCUUGUUGCCUGCAGUCUCUACAUUUUGACAAGUUGUCUUUCAUCUCAGUGGCAUGAUCUUGUUCAUGUCCUUCUUGCACAUCCCAAGGCAGACUUGUUUAUGGAUGUAGCUUUUGAUGCUGUGCAUGAGGACAUUAGGAUUUUAGGAACAGUGCUACAGACAUUGAGCAAUGAAUUGUCAGGCAACAUAUCCUUACUCCCUGCAGCUGGAAGAACAGCUCAUUACAUCUGUCAGCAAUGUGAGGCUUCUUUGCAGUUUCUUUUGUCCCUGUGCCAGCAAAAACUGUUCCAGGAUCGUGUCUUAAGGAACAAGGAGCUAUGCAAGCAUGGUGGUAUACUUUCCCUAGCUUAUUCGAUCCUGAAGUUAAAUGUUCCACACAACCUUGAGAAGUCUCUUGACAUUGUAGCUGCAAUAUCUAGGCUAAAGUCCAAAAUUUUGUCUAUUUUGUUGCAGCUUUGUGAAUCAGAGAGUCUCUCUUAUCUUGAUGAAGUUGCUGGCUCUCCAAAAAGCAUGCAUCUUGCAAAAGCAGUUGCAUUAGAGUUUCUUGAUUUACUGAGGGUCACGUUUAGAAGUGAAGGAAAGCAACUUGAUGGUCCUCAAUACAGGAGUAACCCUACAGGCCUGCUGCUCCUUAAUGCAUUGCGUUUAGCUGAUAUAUUUUCUGAUGAUUCAAAUUUUCGAUCUUUCUUCAUGACCAACAGUAUUCCAGUUCUUGCUGAUAUCUUAUCAGUUCCUCAUGAAGAAUUUUCCUUAUGUUGGUGCUCUUUAAAAAUACCAGUGGUAGAGGAAGAUGCAACUCUAGAAUAUGAUCCCUUUAUUGCAGCUGGUGUGGCAUUGAUUUCUCUUGAUAAUGCCAGUGAAAAUUCCCACUUGGCAGCCUUUCUCCUUCCAGAAAUUGAUUCUACAUGCCCUAUUAAUUUUAGUGGCAUGCCAUUAGCGACAUAUGCUCAACAGAGAAUAUCAUAUUUGGUCAAAAUAAUAGCAAAUCUCCAUGUUUUUGUUCCCAAUAUAUGUGAAGAAGAAGAAAGAGAUCUUUUUCUCAACAAUUUCCACAAGUAUCUGCUUCAGGAGAAUCCAGAAUCAUUGGGACACCAUUCUGGUUUUAAUAUUCAGAAGGCUACAAGGGUCUGUAAGAAUUUAGGUUCUCUUUCUCGAUAUGCUAUAUCACUGACUCCAAACUGUUUAACUGACGAGGAUGUUCUUCUUUUGAGUAAAUAUGCUGAUGAGCUGCAGAAGUUAACUCGUGCUAAAGUGGGAGACAGUUUUUUUCAGGAAACCGUAGUCAAAGCGGAAGACGAAGAUGUGAAAUCUGAGUAUGGGUGUCUUGUGCAACAAUCUUCUCUAAGUGGGCAGAAGAAUUCCAACUCCAACUUUAGUAGAAGCCACCAGCAGGAAACAGAAUAUGCUACAGGGAAUUCAUCAUCUUUUACAAGAAAACAAGAUGAAAGUGCUUGGGAAGAUGGUCCAAAGCUUAGCUAUAAUGAUGUUGAUGUCAAAGGCAAAAUUAGGGAAAUCUCAAGGUGCCAAGAUUUGUUGCAGCAAAAGGUUAUGAGACAUUCAGGCAAUGACCAAUUUGAGGAAUUUGAGGUCAAUCAUGAAAGAAAAAGGAAUUCAAUGGAUCAACCUGAGUCUAUGAGAGGUGGAGAGAAAGAGAACACUGAGUCUGAAUUGAAAGGUACAGGACUUCACCUGAACAAGAUGGACUUUGACUCAAUGCCUGACAAUAGGCAUUUUCCACAAUCUGAGUAUCUAACAGAAAGUUGCCUCCCAGAAGAUGAAAAAGCAGAAAAUGGCCAGGGUGAGGAAAAGCAACCAAGAAAGAGAAAGCGAAAUAUUAUGAAUGAGAUUCAGAUUUUAAUGAUUGAGAAGGCUCUAUUGGACGAACCAGAAAUGCAAAGAAAUCCGGUAGCACUUCAGGCAUGGUCUGAUAAACUAAGUUUGCAGGGCUCAGAAAUUACAGCAUCUCAGCUAAAGAAUUGGGUAAACAAUAGGAAAGCUAAGCUUGCCCGAGCUGCAAGAGAGGCCCGUGCUCCAUCCGAAGGGGAUAUUUCCUACCCAGACAAGUCGAGCGGUCCAUGCUCUUCUCAUUUUUGUGAUUCCCCUGAGAGCCCCACUGAAGAAAACUAUGCUGCCCCCGGUAGAGGAAUCUCACACCAAACCAUUUCCAGAACAGGUAGCAUAGUAACAAGAUCAGCCAGAUGCGAGGAUAUGGACAUGAGUACACCAACUGAUUUUGUCCACAGGUCUCAGCAAAAUCAAGCGCCCUUGAGAUCUCAUUUGUUCGAACCAGGUCAGUUGGUUUCAAUGGAAGAUGCCGAAGGUAACUUGGUUGGCAAAGGACAGAUCAUUCAGGUGGAAGGUAGAUGGCAUGGGAAGAGCUUAGAAGAAAGUGGCAUAUGCAUUGUGGAUGUUACAGAGCUCAAAGUUGAGAAAUGGAAGGAGGUGCAACACCCUUCCGAUGCAGCGGGACAUACUUUCGAGGAGGCCAUGGCGAAAAACAGCGGCACUAUGUGGGUGGCCUGGGAUGCAGCAAGGCUUGCUCUGUUGCCUUAGCAUAUAACAUCUCUGCCAAAAGAUAGAAGCGCAGGAAGAUAACAAAGCUGAUGAUUUAGAUUAAAGUUGUUUCAGAUAAUCGGAUUCUGUUACCUAAAAUGCAAAUGCUCGUCGAACCGAAUUCUAAUAUGUAUUUUCUGCAAGUAUUUUGUCAACCAUCCAUUUUGCUUGGCUUUUCAA
Messenger RNA from Zingiber officinale, 3433 nucleotides. RefSeq names its product nodulin homeobox-like. The transcript has 17 exons. NCBI's taxonomy places the organism in Eukaryota, Viridiplantae, Streptophyta, Magnoliopsida, Zingiberales, Zingiberaceae. Gene Ontology annotation, biological process: flower development. The record is from RefSeq and is a predicted model, not a curated record. Gene Ontology annotation, molecular function: single-stranded DNA binding. The coding region runs from base 296 to 3253 and encodes 985 amino acids.